Messenger RNA from Knipowitschia caucasica, 1464 nucleotides. Lineage: Eukaryota; Metazoa; Chordata; Actinopteri; Gobiiformes; Gobiidae. The record is from the annotation of a GenBank genome assembly.
AUGGCCGCCUUUCGCAGACUGGCAGUCCUGGCCCGUAACACAACCCUGUGGUCUGCGGGAAAACAGCACUUCUCGAGCGGACACAAGAGAGGAGGCAGAGGGUCUCUCCCAGCUGGCGUGUGUCUGGCAACUGGAGGGGUCGUAGCUUAUUAUUUCUACAAUGAUUGGACAAGUGACAGACCCGGGAAGAGGAUGGAGAGACCUGGCAUCAAUGGCCAGGGUUUGUUGCCCUACAUCCCGACCGUGGCAGCCAAAGAUAAGACUCAGGUGUUUGACUUUGAGACCGGGGAUGUGCGUAUGUCAUCUCACGAAUACAGAUUCCGGAUGUUCAGUUCCGUUGAAUAUGACGGACAACUCUACAUGACACCACAAAACUUCAUUGAGUCUGUGACCAUGAGCGAACCCAGAAACAAGAGGCCCUGGAAGUCCCUGAGCAAACAGGAACUGGAAAAGAUUCUCACGGACACUCCACCAGUCUGGAAAGGCUCGUCCAAAAUAUUUCGUAAUCUCAGAGACCGAGGUAUCAUCUCCUACACCGAGUACCUUUUCCUGCUCUGUAUCCUCACAAAACCCCACGCUGGCUUCAAGAUUGCCUUCAAUAUGUUUGAUGCAGACGGGAACCAGAUGGUGGACAAGAGGGAGUUCUUAGUGUUGCAAGAAAUAUUUCGGAAAAAGAAUGAGAAGAGAGGAAGAAAAGGUGAUGCAGAAAAAUCAGCGCAGUUGACUAUGCAGCUGUACGGAUAUCAGAUUGCCCCCGCCAACAGCGUGCUUAAAAAAGAGGGUCAGGAGUUUGUGUCGCGGAGUUACUGGGACGUUCUGAGGCGAGGGGCCAGUCAAGUCCUGUUUUCUGACCUGGCGGAGCGUGCAGAUGACAACAUGACAAUUGACACAACACUACUGGUCCAUUUCUUUGGGAAAAAGGGGAAGGCGGAGCUGACCUUCGAUGAUUUCUACAGGUUUAUGGACAACCUCCAAACAGAGGUGCUGGAGAUCGAGUUUCUCACAUACUCUAAAGGAAUGACCACCAUCAGCGAGGAGGACUUUGCCAAGAUUUUGCUGCGCUUCACCAAUGUUGAAAAUAUCAACGCCUAUCUGGAGAACGUCCGACAAUCUAUCCCAGAUGAAAAGGGAAUCACAUUUGAUGAAUUCAGAUCAUUCUUCCAAUUUCUUAACAACCUUGAAGACUUUGCUAUAACCAUGCAGAUGUACACUUUUGCAGCACGCUCUAUUGGACAAGAUGAGUUUGCAAGAGCGGUGUAUGUUGCCACAGGUCUGAAGCUUACACGUCAUCUGGUCCACACCAUUUUUAAGAUCUUUGACGUUGAUCAUGAUGACCAGUUGUCACACAAAGAAUUUAUCGGCAUCAUGAAGGACCGACUACACAGAGGCGCACGAGGAUACAAAUCUGCAGAACGCGCCACCUCAUUUCGUUCAUGUCUCAAGAAAGAGUUGGCGAACAGGUAA